AUGGAAUUUAAUGGAGCUUGUUUGAUUGCAAUUUUAGUGGUACUCAGUAGUGUUGGCACAAUCUACGCAUUUGAUCCUGAUAUUCUCACCGAUUUCGUUGUUCUGGUUGGACAGAGUUUCUUCACUUCCAUGGGAUUCCGAGAUGUGCUAAAAAAUAAUUUAACAGGGCAAACAGCAGUAAAAGUGAUGAAGGUGGUGGCGGCAGAGUUUCCGAUGCUGAAUGGGUUGGCCAUGUCAAUGGCGACCCUCACUAAAGGGGAUUUAUUUGUGUUUCCAAAAGGACUCUUCCAUUACCAACUGAACACGGAUGCUGACAACGAGGCCUUGGCUGUUUCUGCAUUUGGAAGCGCCAAUGCAGGCACCGUGUUAAUCCCUUCUACUCUCUUCACAACCAGUAUCCCCGACGAUGUUCUGGCCAAAUCAUUUAAGAUAAACACACAGACUAUCGAGCUGCUCAAGGGUGGCCUUUAA
Cryptomeria japonica (Japanese cedar) is the source of this 471-nucleotide messenger RNA. Its product is annotated as germin-like protein 9-3. The transcript has 2 exons. The coding region runs from base 1 to 471 and encodes 156 amino acids. The record is from RefSeq and is a predicted model, not a curated record. Lineage: Eukaryota; Viridiplantae; Streptophyta; Pinopsida; Cupressales; Cupressaceae. Gene Ontology annotation, molecular function: manganese ion binding. Gene Ontology annotation, cellular component: cell wall.